CACUUUAAUUUGAGCCAUAUUCUGGAUAAUAAUUAAUAAUAUCUUCAAAACCCUAAUUUAAACCCCCAAAAUGUCAAAAACCUAAUUCAGUCUAUAAUUUUAUCACUUCAAUUGGGGUUCCUUUCUCAAGAUUUCUCGCUUCUCCGCCUACGAUAUGUCAAAGGUCAUGCUAGCGGAAAGUUUACCCAGGAAAGGUGCCGUUUUCGGCAGCUCCGUGGGCUUUGUACUGCAAGCUAUGGUUGUUCAGACCGCCAUUGUUGCUACAAAGUCUGCCGCUUGGUUGCUCAUGAUGAUGGGAACUCUGCCUAAUGGAAUUGGUGUCUUCAAUCAAGAGCCUGAGGCAUAUGCAGGGUUUCCGCUUACUCAGCUUAUCGGAAUGACUAAACCUGGUCCCGAGAACAAGGAUGCCAGUGACACUGAGGACGACGAUGAUGAGGAUGAAGAUGAAGCUGUGGAUGAACAAGAUGAGGAUGCAGGUGAGGAGGAAGAUGAAUCUGGUGAAGAGGAAGGGGAUCCAGAGGAUGAACCCGAGGCCAAUCGUGAUGGUGGCAGUGGAGAUGAUAAUGGGGACGACGACGACGACGAUGAUGGUGACGAAGAUGACGACGACGAGGGAGAGGAAGAGGAAGAGGAGGAAGAGGAUGAGGACGAAGAGCUUCAGCCACCAGCUAAAAAGCGGAAAUGAGCUUGGAGCUUCUCUUGUUUUUUUUUUUUUUAAUUUUUCCUUGCUGAGGUUAGGGGUAUGGUGUAGUGGGAGGUUAUUAUGGUGUCUAAGUUGAAUUAG
This is a messenger RNA of Hibiscus syriacus, 784 nucleotides long. RefSeq names its product glutamic acid-rich protein-like. The record is from RefSeq and is a predicted model, not a curated record. Bases 155 to 685 code for a protein of 176 amino acids. NCBI's taxonomy places the organism in Eukaryota, Viridiplantae, Streptophyta, Magnoliopsida, Malvales, Malvaceae. The transcript is spliced from 3 exons.